This is a messenger RNA of Aspergillus ruber CBS 135680, 3078 nucleotides long. Its product is annotated as ubiquitin C-terminal hydrolase family protein. The record is from RefSeq and is a predicted model, not a curated record. NCBI's taxonomy places the organism in Eukaryota, Fungi, Ascomycota, Eurotiomycetes, Eurotiales, Aspergillaceae. Gene Ontology annotation, cellular component: nucleus; cytosol. The coding region runs from base 442 to 2826 and encodes 794 amino acids. Gene Ontology annotation, biological process: protein deubiquitination. Gene Ontology annotation, molecular function: cysteine-type deubiquitinase activity; cysteine-type endopeptidase activity. The transcript has 5 exons.
AGCGCCUCUACCACCACUACAGAACACUAUCUUGAGCUACAUCCGAGCUAUGAUCUUCAAUCGGCGUCGAUCAGCUGAUAUACUCGCCUGAAUCAGAUUUGAAUUUUUAUAGAUUUGCUGUCAUAAUUCUCUUCACGGGUCACUUUACUCUGCUUAUUCUCAUUUCGACGUCCCAUGGUGGCGAGGGCGAUUCCGGAUGGAUUGGCAGCUCCGACGUCGUCAGAAGAGCCCGGCACCUGAUAUGAUCAUUGAUGACUUGGCGAGAACGAUUUCUCUUCGAAAUCUCCAUGCGCGAUCUCGGGAUCUAAAUUGAACUCUGCGACUAUCGAUAAAUCUAGCAUAGAUCCUUAUGCUUAUCCUGGCCCCAUUUCUCGAUUCGCAUUGAGAACAUUUCCGGCUCGGUUUUAAAACGCUCCGCCUGUACCACUCGAGCUGCCAAAGAUGAGCAGUUUUCAGAAGUUCCUUACAAGACGCGAGCGACAUAGCAGAUAUAGCAAGCAUCUUAAGGAAGAGACAUCGAAUAUCCUCACCCGGCCUCUAUUUCGCGGUUUCUUCUCGUCACAAUCGGCUUCGGAAAAUGGCGACAACCAGAAUCAGAAGAAGAUAAAGCAACUUGAACGUCGCAUCGCACAACUUGGAAUCACCGAUUUGAAGGAAGAACAUAUCGGUUAUGCGUUGCAGUCAGCCCAUGCGCAGGGGGAUGUUGACAAGGCGUUCGAUUUGCUUCUUCUACUCGAGGACUCUAUCGAAGGGAUCAUCAGAGGAUAUACGCCCAGCACAAAACUUCUUGGAGCGGAAAACCGACAAGGUGUCACCUGCUACCUAGAUGCGCUACUCUUUGCUAUGUUCGCACGUCUCGAUUGUUUCGAACCCAUUCUGCACAAAUCCUUUGAAGAUGAACCCCGCCGGAAACUCGCAGUUUUACUAAGAUUUUGGGUCAAUAUGUUACGUUCUGGGAAGCUAAUAACGAAAGACAUGACAAAGUACCUGCAAGAUGCGCUUGCCGAGUGUGGUUGGAGGGAUGCCUCCACUCUUCGACAACAGGAUGCGUCCGAAGCAUUUACAUUUAUCACGGAGAAACUAGAGCUACCGCUGCUUACCUUGAAGAUGGACAUCUAUCACACCGGAAAGGAAGAUGCCAGCGGUGAUCACAAGUUCAUCAACGAGAGGUUAUUAGAAGUUGCGAUACCCGAACCGAUGGACGGGAAGACAGUCACAUUGGAGGACUGCCUGGAAUCCUACUUCAACAAUAAGAUUGAAGUAAAAAGACAUCUAGAGCGACGAAACACGACAAGGUCGGUAGAUUCAAUGUCAAAAGGCUUCACGGCACACAUUGAAGCUAUCGAAGUCGGCUCUACUGGGUCCUCACCAGUCCGGGGAUCUUCUCCCCGGCUGGAAGAUGUGACUCCCUUAACGUCAGUGACGGAGUCAAUAGAUGAGUCCGCCACAACUUCGUCUACUUUGGAUCGACGGGAUAGCAUCGUACAGGAGCGUUUCGUUCCUGAUUCAAGCGAAGAAGGAAAAAGCGACGAGGGAAAGAGUGAUAGUGGCAGUGGUUACAAUCAUACCCGGAAAGGUUCUUACAGAAAAGAGGUCAUGAUGCCAGCCUGGCAGUUUUUUAGCUUGAUACCGUGGUACACGGAUAAUACACCGAAGACCGACGCUCAGGUAGCGGAACAUAUCUCUGUGAAAAGACCUAUUCUCGGAAUGUGCUUGAAACGUUACUCAAUGCUUCCUAAUGGGAGAGCAGUUAGACGCAGCACAUUCGUUGAUAUACCAACUGAGAUUGGCUUACCCCAUUUCAUUCAAGAUGACAAUAUGGAUGACGAUGCUCCCAUAUAUGGUAAUUUUAAGCUGGCUUUACAGUCUCUAGUCUGUCAUCGUGGGAACUCCGUCGACUCGGGCCAUUAUAUAGCAAUCGUCAGAGGGACCAGUGCAGGGGCUGCCCCGGCCGUUUCCAAUGGUAAUGGUACUGAGCAGACAGUUUCGGAUGAUUCACGAUAUUGGAUGCGCUUUGAUGACUUGGCCGCGGAGCGGGUGACUCUAGUCGAUAUCGAACAGGCCUUGAAAAACGAGUCGCCGUAUCUGCUGUUCUACCAGAUCCUCCCUAUUGACGAAGAUGCCGCGAAGGCCAAUCUACAACACAAGGCUUCUUCCGAGUCUUCAGACGAUACCUUGGAAUCUGAUGCCGCUGGUAUCGCUCGAAGACUGAACGGCUUAUCUAUGGGGUCCUCCAAUGCCGAGGAGUGCACGGCUGGACGGCCCAGUUUUGAGAUCACCGCCCCGAUAGUCACGGAGACUGAAGUGGUUGACCAAAUCGGAGCGCCGCAGGGCUCCAUAUUCUCCAACACCGACCCUUCAACCCAAUCUGGGGGUCUCCACGUACACACCGCCUCUUCUACAUCACCAAAAAUUGCCCCGAAGGACAAAGAUGAAGAUGGAACGAGUUCGAAUCCCUUCUCAUUCUCCAGACGCGGUUCUCGGGUGAAAAGUAACCCUGGCAGCCGUGCCGGCAGCCAAAACAGCGAGAACCGAAUCAGUGCGACUUUCUCACGGUUCACCGGACGACUAAGCCGGGACAAGCUCAACAGUGAUGACCAGUCUACAGAAGGCGAUGGUGACGACUACGCGGUAGAAAAUGAGCUGGUUGGUUCGAACGGCGAGAAUUCCGCCAUUUCUAGCAAUGAAAGCAAAGAAAAAGAUAAAGAUAAGGAUAAGAACGCCCGGGGGCGGAACAAGGAUCGUGAUAGAUGGAGAGGAAAGGCCAAGGAUAAAACAAAAGAGAAGACGGGAAGACGGAUAGAGAGGGAAUGUGUUAUUAUGUGAUGACGAGGGUAAUCAGUGCCCCUGUCCCAUUCGUAUGACUGUACUUGCGGCAUUGGAGGUCGGAUUGAUAUGAUACCCAUGAAUAACGCCAAGAAAUAUGAACAGUUUCGGGUUAUUGGCGUUCCUUUAUACACAGCAUAGAGUAUUGACAUAGAUAGAAGAGCAUGUCACUAAUAUAAGCAUACAUCAGCACCGCGGUCAAUUAGGAUGUACUGUGUAGUAUACAAUUCGUCCAAGGGAUAUCGUUACGGA